UCAAAAUAUCAAAGAUAUGGGUAACUGUAUAAGCCUUAACGAUAGGGAUUAGCGAUAGGACUUAACGAUCCGAUAUCGAUUAACACAUUCCUUUCAAACCACCUCUCUCUCUUCCUCCAUACAGAGAAGACUCACCCGAAAUUAAUUGAAAUCUGUUUACAAGAUUUGGAUUCAUUUCACGCCUUGCGUUCUUCUCCUUCUUCACCAUCUUCUUCUUCUUCUUCUCGUUUGAACUGGUUCUUUUAUUAUCUCUCCGUACGAAUUUGAAUCUAGCAACCAUCCAUUACUCUUCUCGCAUCUUUGUGUUUUCUUGCUUUGGAGCUGUAUACGUUUAUAUAGUGUAGCCGAUUUAGUUUUCAGUAUUCGUUGAUUAGCUUUUUUUUUUCGGCUAUUUUGGGAAACAAAUUAGGUGAUUUGCUUCUGAGUUUGGGAAAUUAUAUUAGUAUCUAAGAGUUCAGUUUCUGAUUUUGGUGAUGCUUCUAAGAGUUUUGGGUUCUUUAGUAAAGUGUCAUACUUUCAGCGGGAAGUUUUGUACUUUCCUUUGUGGACCAUUCAACUAUUGAAUGUGGAAUGAUUGCUGAGAAUCUUUAGUAAGUCAUCAUCAUCAUCGAGACGUAAAAGAACUUGUCUUUUUUUAGGCUUAAGAGUGUGAUUCCAGAUGGAGAACGGGUUAUGGGAACUUUUAGGUUCAAAAGGGUUGUUGAAAAAACAUGAAUUUAUUAGGGUUUUGGUUCAGUGCUUAUACUCAUUAGGAUUCAAGAAGUCUGCUUCUUGUUUGGAACACGAGUCUAACAUCUUGUAUAAGUCAGCCGAUUUCGGGCUUCUCGAGAAGCAAGUUUUGAGUGGGAAUUGGGAUAGUUGCGUUGCGGUCCUGGACAGGAUUUUUGAUAGUUCCAGUGAUGACACGAGAAACACGGCUUUGUAUCUAGUGUUGAAGCAAUGUUUGGUUGAGUAUUUGAAACAAGGGGAUGUUUCUUUGGCCUUGAAUGUGCUACGGAAGCAAGCUCCGUUGUUAGGGAUGGGAAAAGAUAAGAUUCACAGGCUUGCUUGUGAUAUUGUUUAUUCUAAAGAGAUGGAAUCCGGUGAAGCAGACAGCUUUUUGGUUCAGGAUUUGAGGAAACAUUUGUUGGUUGAAGUUGAGAAGUUGAUUCCAUUGCCAAUUGUUAUUCCUGAGAGAAGGUUGGAACAUUUGGUUGAGUCUGCUGUGCUGCACCAGAUUGAUACAUGUCUGUAUCAUAACUCAUGGGAUGCAGUUUCACUUUACAAAGAUCACUGUUGCGGUAGAGAUCAGAUUCCUUCAGAAACAAUUCAGAUUUUGAUGGCACACAAAAAUGAAGUGUGGUUCGUGCAAUUCUCUAAUAGUGGCAAAUAUCUGGCCACUGCAUCAAGCGAUUGUACAGCUAUGAUAUGGAAGAUACUGGAUGACAACAAAGUCGAACUGAAGCACACGCUUGAGAGCCACCAAAAUCCAGUUUCUUUUGUCUCGUGGAGCCCUGAUGAUACUAAACUGCUUACAUGCGGAAACGCUGAGGUUCUUAAGCUAUGGGAUGUUGAAACAGGUGUGUUGAGACACACCUUUGGAAACAACAAUACCGGAUCCACGGUCAGCUCUUGUGCAUGGUUCCCUGACUCAACCCGGCUUGUCUGUGGCAGUUCUGACCCAGAAAGAGGGAUUGUAAUGUGGGAUACUGAUGGAAACGAGAUCAAAGCUUGGAGAGGAACGAGAAUUCCAAAGGUAGUGGAUUUGGCUGUGACGCCGGAUGGUGAGAGUAUGAUCACAGUGUUUUCGGAUAAAGAGAUCCGAAUCUUGCAUUUGGAGACAAAAGUCGAACGUGUUAUCUCUGAGGAACAGGCGAUUACUUCCCUUUCGGUUUCGGGUGAUGGUAAGUUCUUUAUAGUCAACUUGAGCAGCCAAGAGAUACAUCUUUGGGAUCUUGCUGGAGAGUGGAACCAACCAUUGAAGUUCUCGGGUCACAGGCAGAGCAAGUACGUGAUACGGUCAUGUUUUGGUGGGUUGGACAGUUCGUUCAUUGCCAGUGGAAGCGAGGAUUCACAAGUGUACUUAUGGAAUCUGAAGAACGCGAAGCCGCUUGAGGUGUUAUCAGGUCAUUCCAUGACUGUGAACUGCGUGAGCUGGAACCCGAGAAAUCCCCGGAUGCUGGCCUCUGCGAGUGAUGACCAGACCAUCCGUAUAUGGGGACCGGGCAAACCGAACAAGCCGGAGAAGUGGUUAGAUAACCAGAAAAUGCAGUAGCUUUAAACCAGGACCUAGUAGCUUCACAUUUGUGUAUAGUUCAUUUCUAUUUUGUUUGUUUGUUCCUUAUUGGGGGGCCUUGCAGAACGAUUUCUUGCUUUUUGAGUUUUGUUGAUACGUUGUGGUUUUUGAAGAACCGGAUUUGAGACAUGAACUGAAAACAAACCGGUGUAGGCAUAAAACGGAAACGAGCUAUAUGUGAGAUAAGUGUUAGGUGGUCGGCAGUAGUUUUCUAUUCAGAGCAAAGGUUGUGUUACCAUGUGGUCUUCCGUUACUUUAAAGUUUAAACAGAAUUUGUUAAGAAAUAUGAAUUUCGGAUACGCCCCUUAACUUCUGUUACUUCAA
Messenger RNA from Camelina sativa (false flax), 2599 nucleotides. NCBI's taxonomy places the organism in Eukaryota, Viridiplantae, Streptophyta, Magnoliopsida, Brassicales, Brassicaceae. The record is from RefSeq and is a predicted model, not a curated record.